Messenger RNA from Cantharellus anzutake, 1530 nucleotides. Its product is annotated as MFS multidrug transporter-like protein. Gene Ontology annotation, biological process: transmembrane transport. The transcript is spliced from 13 exons. The coding region runs from base 1 to 1530 and encodes 509 amino acids. Gene Ontology annotation, cellular component: membrane. Lineage: Eukaryota; Fungi; Basidiomycota; Agaricomycetes; Cantharellales; Hydnaceae. Gene Ontology annotation, molecular function: transmembrane transporter activity. The record is from RefSeq and is a predicted model, not a curated record.
AUGGACUUUGUGGGUCUUCCUCGCGACAAGUCUGAGGAAGCCUCCCGCCGAUUCUCACCCCCAGACGCAAAGGACGUAGGAACGCGCAAAUCCAGCCUAGUCACCAAUGGAGACCUUGAGAAUUCUGCCCUACCCAUCGACAUCUCCUCCGCCAUCACCUUUGAACACCCGUAUCACCCAAUCCAUUGGCCGGCUUGGAAGAAAUGGGCGCUCGCGACCAUUUAUUGCGGGCUCCAAACUUUUGUCACGCUUCUUUCCACGGACUACUUGCCUGUGGAAUUUUUAAUUCAGGAGAAAUGGGGUGGCUCGACACAGGUCGUUACGUUGGGCCAGAGCAUGUUUAUUAUCGGAACUGCCGUCGGUCCUGUUGUCCUGGGGCCACUGUCCGAUAUCUGGGGCCGUAAAUGGCUCUAUGUCGGGGCUAUGUACCUUUAUGCACUAACCAACAUCGGGAUCGCACUUCCCACCGGUCUUCCCAUGCUUAUCAUUUUCAUGUUCUUGGCUGGUGUGACUGGGUCCGUUGCGCUGUGUAACGUUGCCGGUACCAUCUCUGACAUGUUUGGUGACGAUGCUGGUGCUGGUCAAGCCAUGGCUCUUUUCGUCUCGUCCGCCAAUAUUGGGCCUUCCCUAGGGAGUCCGGUCGGUGAAUGGAUCGCUGAGAACCCGCAUAUGGGUUACCCCUGGAUCGGCUGGAUCAACGUUAUCAUUGGCGGUACAUUUGCUACAUGCAUGACAUUACUGCCUGAGACGCUCCCAAGUAUCGUUAUCCCCAGGACGGUCAAAGAGAAGGAUGGUGUUGAGAUGGAGUUGCCCAUAUCACGCAGAAGUGCUCUGGACGAGGUCGUAUUCACGCUCACCAUGGCGCUCAGGAUCAUGAUCACGGAACCCAUCGUCCUCUCCCUCGGCUUAUACAACGGCUUCGCCUAUGGCUUGCUAUUCUUGUAUCUCGAUGGCGUGUUCGAUGUGUUUGUCGUCAACUACGGAUUGUCCUAUAUUGGUGGUAACCUUACAUACUUGAACUUUGCAGCCGCUGUGGUGAUUAUGUUCGUCUUUUUCGUGCCGCUGCAAACCUGGCUUGUCAAACGUGACCGUAAGAAGCACGGUGGGAAAAUUCGUCCAGAGUCUCGUUUCUUGCUCUCUCUAGUCACCGUAUGGGGCUUCCCUAUUUCAUUGUUCUGGUUCGCAUGGACAUCAGCGCCUGGUUUGGGUCACACUUCGUACUGGAGCCCCGUCAUCGCCGGAUGUCUUCUCGGUGUUGUUGACACGCUGCUCUGGCUGGGAAUGAUGAAUUAUAUCACGGACUCGUACCCAAACCUGGCUGGUUCGGCGAUUGCUGCAUUUCUUAUUCCAUCUUUCCUCGUUGCCGGUGGAUGCGCCCAUCUUGGCGUUUACAUGUUCCAGAAACUCAAGACCCAGGUGGCAGUAUCCAUCCUGGCAGGUAUCAGCACUGGCGUUGUUAUACUAGUCUACACCCUUUACUUUUUUGGACCAACUCUGAGGGCUCGAAGUCGAUAUGCCCGCAAGUUCUAG